Messenger RNA from Triticum turgidum subsp. durum (durum wheat), 381 nucleotides. NCBI's taxonomy places the organism in Eukaryota, Viridiplantae, Streptophyta, Magnoliopsida, Poales, Poaceae. The record is from the annotation of a GenBank genome assembly.
AUGGGGAUACUACUGGUUUCCGGGAGAUUCUUGGCUCGACGGCCUCCACUGGCGCUCGCCCCUCGCUGCUCCCGAGGCUCCCCGGACAAGCGCGGCAGGGACGAAGGUAUGAGUGACACAUCAUCAACUGACUGGGAUAAGGCUUGGUCUACCUUUAAGAAGAAAGGGAAGAAGACCCUAUUCUCAGAGUUCUCACCGAACAAAUAUGUGACCUGGAACCCACGGCGCAGUGAGUAUCCAUUGUCAGAAGAAGUCGAUCCAAUCAAAAGAGCUGAGAGGUCUAACUUGAUGUUGUGGACAAGCCCAAGAUUUACCUUGGUAGGGGCGAUUAUCAUCGUUUCGGCAUUGCUAAUCUAUACAUUGGUUGUCCCACCCAAGUAA